Molecule: messenger RNA, 1757 nt
Organism: Bursaphelenchus okinawaensis
Lineage: Eukaryota; Metazoa; Nematoda; Chromadorea; Rhabditida; Aphelenchoididae
Source: the annotation of a GenBank genome assembly
AUGUUUAACACGACGGCGAUCUUGGAGUUUUUCGGAUUUGACGGGAAGGAAGAGACGCUUCGCUCUACGAUAAACGAAAACUUUUACAAAUCCAACUUCACCUACAACACCGACUUCGACUUGAGCAAUCAGUAUUUGUCAAUACGUAAGCGUUUCGAAUAAUUUAAAUAUUUGUUUAGAUGAGGACUUUUCUAACCUUAAACAGCAACCGCCCACGGAUGAGGUUCACGCUCGCUCUUCGGUCGCUGAUGCGAUAUUAUACAAGGUUUUUGUUUGCCUGUCUGCUGUACUUUUGGCCGUCACUUUGCCGUUUUCGUUGAUAUUCUGCUUGAAAGUGAGUUAAUGAAUUAAUUAUGCUGUUUUUGUUAUUAUUUCAAGUUUUAAAGGUUUCAUAAGAAAGUUAAUAAAUAUAAGUAAUGUUAUUUCAAAGUAAAAUACGAAUGACUUUUUUCUAAUUGUGUAACUUCAGUUCGUUGCGUCCUAUGAGACUUUGGUGGUACUUCGGCUGGGCCGAACGCACAAAGUGCACGAAAGUGGCAGUAUUCUGGUGCUUCCCUUCAUUGAUAAGGUGCAUCGCAUUGACGUGCGACCGAAGAAUGUUGAACUGCCCGAGCUGAGUGUUAUUACGGCUGAUAAGGGAAUUGUUUCUGUUAAGGUUGUUGUAUGUUAUCAGGUCACGAAUCCGUUUGCGUUGGUUUGUACCAUCAAAGAUAAAGAUGACGUGAGUAUUUUAUGAUUUUAACGUACAAAACUCUAUGGUUUAUGCUUAACACACGUGUUUUGGGUUUUUAAUGACUAUCUUGUGUAAAGAACUUGUGUAAAAACAUAAAGUUUAGUUAAAAUCAUACUUUAAUACCAUAGGGAUUUAUUUUUAGAAAUUUUAUUUUUGUUUCACAAUAGUGUUUAUCAAAUUUUGCUGAUAACAACAUCUGAAUGUCAAACACAAAUGUAUUUAGUUUGCAAAUUAAAACCAUGGUUAAGCGUAACAAAAAACAACUUAAAAGCUAAAACAAAAUAACCUUCAGGUUGUCAAAGAAGUCGCUCAAACAACAUUACAUAACAAAAUCACGAAAAGUACAGUAGCCGACAUUACUCAUCCUCGAAGUCUAGACAGGAUUAUGGAACAAGUUAAUGGCGAUUUGAAGGAGUUUGUCAAUGAUACUGGUAUUACUUUGACAGAUGUUAAAGUUUUGAAUGCCAAGGUUGUAAAACCAGGCGAUAACAAUACCUUUAACACCUUUACUCAAAUCAUGAAGAGUGAUGCCGGUAAACACAUGUUCGGGAUGAUUGGCGAAGUAAUGAAAGAAGCUUUGGGGCACGAUAUUCUUGGAAUGGCGACUAAAAACGCUGCUCAACCCAACGCUACUACAAUAAACAUUCCUCAAGCUGGUCCCAGUGCUAAACAUACUGUUUUUAACGAAAUUAUCAACAAGAUCUCACUGUGCUGUGACAGUAUUUUGGUCUCAAAAGUCGGCAAACGCUACCGCAUUCAUUGCGACUGUGGUGGUUACGUGGAGACGGCCGAUCUGAAUCUGAGCGAGGGCACAGGCAGCGUGUCGACUAAUCCGAAUCAAGAUUUUAAUCCGAAUGUCACGUUCAGUCUUUCCAUAAAAGUGCUUAAUGAUCUCAUCAACGGUGAUAUGAGUCCCUGGUCCGCGUAUUUAAAUGGGCAUGUCAAAUUGGAAGGUUCCGUCGACGAUGCCAUGUCGUUAAAACAUUUGUCCGAAAGGGCGCGUGCUUUGAAGUUAAAACAAUAA